UUAUUGAGAAAGACGGAUUGAGUGGUGAGUCUCAUAAAUAUUUAAUCUGGAAAAUCUGAUGCCUUAAUUAUUGCCAUUUGGUAUCCAGACAAAUUUGUUCUUCUCUUUCCCCUUCUUAUACUCAAAUUCUGCUGCUCUUCAAUCAAUCGGAUAAUUUUCAUCCUUCUGUUGAUUUUCUCUCUACUCUUUGUUUUCGGUUUGUUUGGCUCUGUUUUUCUUUUCCUUUCCGGGAAAGUUGAUUCCUUUUGUUUGCGGUUAAGAAAUCGCUUCUGGGAUUUUAGGCUGACGAAAAACCAUUUCAGUUCUUUUUUUCCCAGAAAACAUGGGUUUCUGUUGAAAAGGUAAAGUGGGGUUUCUUGUGCUCUGCUUCAAAACUUUCUCUCUGUUUUUUUUUUUUUUUUUCCUUUUUCUUUUCAGUAAUUUCGUGAAUGAUUUAACUUGAAGGGUUCAUAGAUUGAGAGAGGUGUUUUCGUCAAUGUUGAUCAAAGCAGAGUUGGCUUGAGUUUUCUUAAAGGUUAAAACAAAAACCUCAGUAUUUAUUGUGUCUUUGAGUAUUAAAAACUUCAUUUUCUGUUUCUUUUGACUGUAAAUUUUCCGAGAAAGUGUAUUCUCGGAGGUGGGUUUUUUCAAAGUGCUGAAAUUUGGGCAACAAUGCGAAAUAUGGGUUAUUUUUUUCUCUGUAUAACACCCGAGUUUUUUCAGAAAUAGAAUUUCUUUUUUUUUUUUUUUACUUUUUAUUUUCGUUUCCUUAAAUUUAGGUGUCCAAACGUCAGAGUAUAGAAUUCUUGUGCAGAUAGAUUUUUUAUCUCUCUGCCUCAAAAAAAGGCAAUCAAAUCCCGAUUCUCUCUCUUUGUAUUUUCUAUUUCUCUCAAUCUUCUUCUUCUUCUUCUUCUUCUUUCCUCCUCUGUUUCUCUCCUCUGUUUUCGUGUCUCCACUUUCCCUGUUUGGGUAGAGAGAAACAGAACCCAGAAUUCUCUCUCUCUCUCUCUCUCUCUUCUCUCUCUUCUCUCUGUCUAUCUCGUUCCGUCAAUCAUGAUUCUUGACAAAGGGUCAACGCGAUCGAACCUGGACUGCUUUCUCCAUCGCACAACUCCACUAGUCCCCUCCCAUCUCCUCCCCAAGAACGAGAUUAGGAACUUAAACCGUUUAUGGCACCCAUGGGAGAGAGAAAAGGUUGAAUUUUUCACAUUGAGUGAUCUCUGGAAUUGCUACGAUGAAUGGAGCGCUUAUGGGGCUGGUGUCCCCGUUGUUCUAAACAACGCCGAGACCUUAGUUCAGUACUAUGUCCCUUAUCUUUCUGCAAUCCAGAUUUUCACCAGUAAUUCUUCCAUGAAUGGCUUGAGAGAAGAGUUGGAAUCCGGCCAUGGGGAGAUUAGGGAUUCUUUUAGUGAUUCAUGUAGUGAUGAGAGCGAGAGUGAUAAGUUGUGGAGAUGGGAUGCAUGUUCGUCAGAGGAAGGAGGAUCCGAACAAGAUAGCCUUUGGCAUCUCAAUGAUAGAUUAGGUUACCUAUAUUUUCAGUAUUUUGAGAGAUCAACUCCUUAUGGAAGAGUUCCUCUCAUGGAUAAGAUUAACGAGUUAGCUCGAAGAUAUCCGGGUUUGAUGUCAUUGAGGAGCGUAGAUCUUUCUCCGGCUAGCUGGAUGGCGGUUGCCUGGUACCCGAUUUAUCAUAUUCCAAUGGGGAGGACCAUUAAGGAUUUGUCCACAUGCUUCCUCACUUACCACACCCUUUCGUCUUCUUUUCAAGAUAUGGACCUUGAAGCUGAUGUUGAAGGUGCCGAUAUGAAGAGAAAGGAAGGGGAAGGCAUCUCUCUUCCUCCUUUCGGUUUGGCCACUUACAAGAUGCAAGGCAACGUGUGGGUCUCGGGUAAUUAUGGUCGAGACCAAGAGAAGCUGGUGUCACUUUUGAGUGUUGCAGAUUCGUGGCUAAAGCAACUAAAAGUCCAGCACCACGAUUUCAACUACUUCACAGGGAUUCGGCGUGGCUAAAAACCAACUACUUUUGUUAAUAUAUACUCUUUUUAACCUGUGACGAAUGAAAGGGAUUAUCACUAUAGAUCCUCUUUUACAAGUUUGUGCUUGGGAGUGAUGAUGAUGAGUACUGAGGAUUCUAGUUGAUUUUCUUGUUGAUGAGCUUCUGUGUAAGCUUCUUUUAGGGCUGACUGAUACUGAGUGGUUUUCUUCGGAGGUCGAGUCGUCUUGAUUCCCCGUUUUCCGCUGCUGUUUACACAGUUAAUGUGAUUUUUUUUUUCUUUUUCUUGUGAAGAGAUGGUGAGAGAGAUAGAACCAAGAAAAAAAAAAAAAAAGAAAAAAGAUUCAAACUUUAUGUGGAUUCUGCGACACAUUUUCUUGGCAAUAUAUAAAUGGAGAGCCUUCGCACAUGA
Molecule: messenger RNA, 2381 nt
Organism: Carica papaya (papaya)
Lineage: Eukaryota; Viridiplantae; Streptophyta; Magnoliopsida; Brassicales; Caricaceae
Source: RefSeq, a predicted model, not a curated record